UGGGAAGCCCAAGAGUGCAUUAGCAUAAUGACUCGUUGCCGUGGUGACCACACAACACCCCUCCAGGGGGAUGAAGCCUCCCACCACCACCACCUCCGUCAGCUGGGUUGAGCUAACAGAAUGUGAUCGCUUCCUCCCGUGCCCCAGGGACGCCCAAUGACACUGCAAACAUCUCCCUCUGUGGCUUUUGCCCUGUAGUUGACACAAAGCCCAGCAGACAUACGCUAGGGACACAAGGCUGUUCUUACCCCCAGUAUGUCCAGGCUCUCUGCCUUUUAGUGUAAAAUAGAAGUCUCUUCUCUGAUGCAAGUUGCAUUCCAAAAUCUCAGUCAUGUCUCCCUAAAGCAGAGCAAUGAAGAGAUUUUGGUCUGAUUCACAUUCAACAUUCCUGACAGAUUGGUGUUACUAAUGUGAUUGCUUUUUUUGUUUGUUUGUUUGUUUUUUUGCACAGAGGCCCACACAGAGAAGCAUAGUCCCAUGACGGCUCAGAAUCUUCUGCUAGAGGAAGUUGGACGUGCUGAGGAAGAAUCGGAGGAUUUGCUGGAGAGGUUUAUGGAGGGCAGAGUGCCUCUUGAGGGAUUCUUAGAGUCUUUCCAAAGCUCCAGGAAGGUUUACCACAUCCGGCGAGCGCAGGCCGAGAAAAUCCAGGAGUUCAACCGACCCGAACAGAAGCCCAAGCAGGCGGACGAGGAGCCGAAGAAAGGGAAGCAUCAGGAGCCGCAGCCCAACGGCGUAACUGCCCAGGGCCCGCCCCGAAUCUUCCAGCUGCGCUACGGCCUCCUCGUGCCACACUUCCCCCACCCGGGCUCGUCGGGCCCCACCCAUGCCAUCAGCCUACCUCCUGUGGACUCGCGGCCGGGACAGGCCCAGGCCUCGGGGCCCACUGCUCCACACCCCUGCCCCGGGAAGGCUGUGGGCUUGAGGGUAAUAGGACAGAUCCCCGGCUGGCCGGCACCAAACCGGCCCGUUCGGCUGCAGCAGCUCUACAGGCCCAGCCCCCACCCCCACCAGCCAGAGCCUCCAUAUCGGUAACGGCGACCACUGUGCCACGCCAGGUCUGGAACGAACAAAGGGCAUGUCUGGCUCUCCUCGUGAAUCUGGUCGUUCUGGGGUGGGAACAAAGGGCCAUCAGCCAUAUUCAUGAUUUCACUCAAAGACUGCUUUGAGGUGUGGUUAGGUCAAUGUUCAAUAGAGCUGAUCACCACUGUUUCUUUGGAUUUUGUCGUUGUUCUUCAAAGAUGUUCAGAAAAAGGGAUUUUUUUUUUUCGAAAGCCAUGAGAUCAGCUAAUUGUUGCGAGUGUGCAAGACAUCAUCAAAUGUGUGGACAUUUUCUAACGUUUUUACUUUAUGUUCUGUGAUGGGCUUUUUCUCAGGACAUAAUGGACUGUGAAGUGAGAGUUUUUGCCUUGCGUCGUCAUACUUACAGGAGAGUCCCGUUUCCCCAGACGCGUCUGAGAGUGGCCAUGCUUGUGAUGUGAUGUGGAGCUUGAUAUGGUGGUCAACAAUAAAGUCCAGUUUAAUGUGUUUAUAAUAAA
Messenger RNA from Clupea harengus (Atlantic herring), 1535 nucleotides. It is a transcript of the gene vps37d, whose product is annotated as VPS37D subunit of ESCRT-I. NCBI's taxonomy places the organism in Eukaryota, Metazoa, Chordata, Actinopteri, Clupeiformes, Clupeidae. Gene Ontology annotation, biological process: protein targeting to membrane; protein targeting to vacuole; ubiquitin-dependent protein catabolic process via the multivesicular body sorting pathway. Gene Ontology annotation, cellular component: ESCRT I complex. The transcript is spliced from 2 exons. The record is from RefSeq and is a predicted model, not a curated record. The coding region runs from base 478 to 1032 and encodes 184 amino acids.